AUGUUUGCUUUCAAGACUUUCCUCGCUGCUUCUGCUUUAGCUUCUACAGCUAUAGCUCAUUUCACACUUGAUUAUCCUACAUCUCGUGGAUUUGAUGACGAUAACGAGCCUCAGUACUGUGGUGGUUUUCCAGACGUUGCAAGCUCAAGACAAUCUUUCCCACUCGGUAAAGGACCCAUAUGGAUUGAUUCUCAUCAUAAUCUCGCUACAGUGGUAGCAUUCAUUUCAACUUCUUCAUCACCCACCUCUUUCAGUGAUUUCAACACUACUUCAAAUGGAACUUCUAUUCCAUUGGCUAGUUCGAUAUUCCAAGUCAAAGAAGGAGAAGCUUGUUUCAAUGUCGAUCUUUCAAGUUUAGGUGUUGGUCUGACUAAUGGUAGUCAAGUCACUUUACAAGUACAGUAUGAUGGUGGCGAUGGAAACCUUUAUCAAUGUACCGAUCUAGUAUUGAUUGAAGGAUAUUCUGUACCAUCAAACGAAACAUGUACCAAUGACGUUUCGGUCAAUUCCGCCAGUACUUCGAGUGGAUCCUCUUCUAGUUCAGGAGCAACCUCAGCCUCAGCUUCUUCCAGCAGUAGCGGUGCUUUCGCUCAGAAAGAGGUGGUCGGCUGGGGUAUCGUUAGUGUAGCUAUGGGUAUUGCCGGUUUGGCCUUCCUUUAG
Messenger RNA from Kwoniella shivajii, 660 nucleotides. RefSeq lists its product as uncharacterized. The record is from RefSeq and is a predicted model, not a curated record. Lineage: Eukaryota; Fungi; Basidiomycota; Tremellomycetes; Tremellales; Cryptococcaceae. Bases 1 to 660 code for a protein of 219 amino acids. The transcript is spliced from 6 exons.